GCGCCUUUUACGACGCAACGGCCGCAGCGCGCUUGGCGGCUGGAGCGGAGCGAACGCUUAGCGGGUGGCGGCGCUCGGCCCGGGACGACUUGCGGGUGGCGGUGUCGCCAUGUCGCAUGGCCACAGUCACGGCGGGGGCGGCUGCCGCUGCGCCGCCGAACGGGAGGAGCCGCCUGAGCAGCGCGGCCUGGCCUAUGGCCUGUACCUGCGCAUCGACCUGGAGCGGCUGCAGUGCCUUAACGAGAGCCGCGAGGGCAGCGGCCGCACGGUCUUCAAGCCGUGGGAGGAGCGGACCGACCGCUCCAAGUUUGUUGAAAGUGAUGCAGAUGAAGAGCUUCUGUUUAAUAUUCCAUUUACAGGCAAUGUCAAGCUUAAAGGCAUCAUUAUAAUGGGAGAGGACGAUGACUCACACCCCUCUGAGAUGAGACUGUACAAGAAUAUUCCUCAGAUGUCCUUCGGUGAUACAGACAGGGAGCCAGAUCAGACCUUCAGCCUGAACCGGGAUCUUACGGGAGAAUUAGAGUACGCUACAAAAAUUUCUCGUUUUUCAAAUGUCUAUCAUCUCUCAAUUCAUAUUUCAAAAAACUUUGGAGCAGAUACCACAAAGGUCUUUUAUAUUGGCCUGAGAGGAGAGUGGACUGAGCUUCGCCGACAUGAGGUGACCAUCUGCAAUUAUGAAGCGUCGGCCAACCCAGCAGACCACAGGGUCCAUCAGGUUACCCCACAGACACACUUCAUUUCUUAAGGGCUGGCCAGGGCUCCCACUGCGGCGCUGUGUCAGUGAAGAUGAACAACAUCCUGCUGGGAAGGACUAAGAGAUGGGCUUCCGGAGAGCUGGCUGCCACGGCCUCUGCCAAGCUUGUCUUUGGGGCUUGCUGCAGAAACCUGGCCUAUGGAAGAUGCCAUACCACCGGGAGGGUGGUGUGGGUGCCCAGGGACAGUCAUGGUUCUUUAGGGCCCUCAGAAAUUGGGUCUUGGGCUGGUCAGCGUCUGGCAGUCAUGGAUAAUGCCUGCCUUUCCAGUCAGUGUGGCCAUGGGAUCCUGAGUGUCUUGUUUGUGGCAGGAUUUUUGUGUGACUUGCUUUUUCAAAAGUGGAAAUUAUUCCUGAGCUGCAGUAAAUUUUCUGAAGCCUCAGCAUUGUGUUUGCAUUAGCCAUCAAGAGGGUCUCCAACUAGAAAUACCUGUCCCUGCUUGCUGUUUCUCCCGGUCAUCGUUCAGCAUUCUUGUCAAGUUGCCCAGCUUGGAGUUGUCUGUCAUGUACGGGUGUCCCAGGUUAUGGCUAGAAGAGCAGGAAACUCCCAAUGAUGCUUAAUAGCUUGAGGAGAAGGUCUUUUUUUACUACCGCCUAUGUAAGCAGUCUGGGGUGAGCAUGGACAUCAUUCUGUGUUUGUGAGUACCCUGGUUGGGGUAAGAUUGGGACUUCAGUAAGAUCCCCCUCGGGACAUCCUUGAUGUUUAUUAGCUUCUAAUUAGUGUUGUAAGCCCAGUGCCGGAAUUUGGAGAUCUCAGUUCUUCUGUUCAUGGCUUUUUAUUCACCGUGACUAAUAAGCUUCGUAAUAAAUUCUUGCCAGACUU
Messenger RNA from Manis pentadactyla (Chinese pangolin), 1574 nucleotides. It is a transcript of the gene PITHD1, whose product is annotated as PITH domain containing 1. Gene Ontology annotation, cellular component: nucleus. The coding region runs from base 110 to 745 and encodes 211 amino acids. The record is from RefSeq and is a predicted model, not a curated record. The transcript is spliced from 6 exons. Lineage: Eukaryota; Metazoa; Chordata; Mammalia; Pholidota; Manidae.